GUAAAAAUAUACAAUGAUGCUUAAAUGAUUCCUGUUUUACAUUUAGAUCUGGUCUCUGGUGACAAUGUCAGUGGGACCAAUGGUAGCAAAAGGACAAACAAAUUUUACAUUUCUUAACUCAAACCUAUGGGUGGUAAAAGACCCUUCUUUGAUAGGCACGUUUAUUGAAACCACAACCGAAGCGAGUCGAGCUCAGCCUCAACUGGCUCAAGGGCGUAAAAAACGUAUCUCGGACUCGGUCUCUGACUUAAUUAGGAAAGAUGAGUCGCAAGCAGCACCCAGUAUAAAUGCAAGUCUGAGUACAAUUUCGCUAAAAACGGAGCUUGUGAAACCGAGAAACUUGAGUUCGGCAAAACAUUCCAAGAACAUCAGUAGCGCUACACAGCCACCGAGUAUGACGCCGGGCAAAAUGAACGACUUCACUAAAUAUUACAGUCUCAACUCGGCCCUGCUCACAAAGCCUGUCAACAUGCAAAAUGGAAAAGCCUCACACUCGCAGAAACACCACAAGUCCUCAUACAGUAGUAAGAAAAACCGAUCAUCGAACGAAUCGAAGAAACAUUGGGCCUCUAGUCAGUGUUCCAGCAUGCCUCUGUCUAAAGUUCAUUUCCAAUUCGGAGGCCAGGACGGAUCAGGCUAUCCCGGCUACAAGUCGAAGCGGUACGAAUCUAGACAGUCCAACUUCGCAAGAUCAGACUCGCCAGUCAGUCGGUCAUCCUUCACGGGGCGAGAGUUACCUCCCUGUAAUAAGGACGGAUUUUCGACGGGUCCAUUACGAAGAUCGUUGAAUCAGUCGAACAAUGCUAUUGCCCUGAAACACGCGAAAAAGGUUUUUCUCUCGGAGAAACAGUCGGGGUCUAUGAAGAUAGAGGGCAUAGAUGUGCCGUGUGCACCACCGGCGACACCUACACCAGAACAACUACUGCAAUAUGAAUAUGUUCCAAGUUUGAAAGACAUUCGGGCACAGCGAGCAGUGAGGCAGCGUUUACAGAUCAUGGAGAAGCAGGAACAGCGGCGCCAGGACCGACAGAAAGAGGAGCAGGCCAAGCUGGACAAACAGAUGAACAGACAGAAAGAAAUUCAGUUGAAGAGGAAACAACGCCAAGAGAUCUACGCCCUGAAUGAGAUGAUGACAGCACUAGAAAACAAAAGAUUUGAAGAGUUCUGUAAAGCAAAAGGCAUCAGUUUAUGACAUACAUCUGGACUACACAGCUGUCGUGAUUGUUCGCUAAUUUACUGUGCCAAAUAUAUUUAGUAAAUAAUUAAUUUUGAAAAGAUUUUACAGGUGGCAUUCGAACCAGGGAUGGCGGUGGGACAGUUUCAGAAAUAUUUAAAGAACAUAAAGGAACAAUCGGUGACAUGCAUGUACAUAACUUACCAUUUGUGACACCCAAUAGCCGAUGUGUAUUUUUGUGCUGGGGUGUCGUUAAACAUUCAUUCAUUCAUUCACAUGCAUGUACAUGGGUAAAAUUAAUAUUACCUGUAAUUUUUAAAUAUUGUCCCCUAUGAUUUUAAACUACUGAACUUUGGUAAUAUUUCACCUUUAAAGUGGAGUACAAUAGGGAACAUUUUGUUCAGAAUGACACAGCAUGUUUCUGAGAUCUCUACAUAAUUUUAAAACUGUAAACAGUAGUUGCUAAUCAAUUUUUAGUUGACUACAGUCCGUCCCAUCCUCGGAAAAAAAUGUUUUUUAUUAAAUAAUUUCAAUUUGGUUUGUUGUAAAAAGAAAAGUAAAAGUGUUUUGGUAAUAACAAACAUAUAUUUUUUUUUGUGUGUGCAAUUUAGACAAAAAUCGGCUCAGAAAUAAAUAACGUUUAGUAAAUUCUGUAGUAUGAAAAACGUGUUUCCCGUGGGACGGACUAUAGAAAUAUCACUAAUCAUUUUUGUAAAAGCUAAAUGUUCCCAAACCAGAUGAACUGCAAACUAUUACCUGUUAAAAUAUUAAAUAUAAAACAUUAUUACUUGCAAAACUAUUACUUGUAGAAAUGUUACCUGUAAAAUAUAUUGCUGUAUUGCCUAUAAAAAUAUAUUAUGCACAAGUACAUUCACAGUCAGUGCCACCUUAUCGCAUGGGCACACUGGGCAGUUGCCUGUGGGCCCCGCGAUUUUUGGGGCCCCAAAAUUCAAUUUGAAAAGUAAAAAAUUAAUGUUCAUAUUAUUAAAUAGGGGCCCCAGUCCACUGCUUUGCCGGGGGGCCUUAAAUAUUCUUAAGAUGGUCCUGUGUUCUGUUACCUGUAAAAUACUUUAUUAAGCAAGCUAUAAUUGUCAUCAUAUUUUACUUGUUACCAACAUAGUGCUAUAUAAUUUAAUAUUAAGAGUGGGAUCUAGCUUGGUCAGUAGAGCACUCGUCUGUCCAUGGAUCACAGGAUCAAAUCUGCUUGGUGGACCUACUCUGUGAUUGCCAUUGGGUUUUAUCAUUCCCUUGCGACUGGUAUAUCAAAGACUGAAUGCACGGCUGUCCUGUCUGUGGGAAAGUGAAUAUAAAAGAUUCAUUGCUGUUGAUGAAAAGGAAAUGUAGUAGUGUAGGACUUCUAGAAUGUUUAUCAAAUCCACUAGCCAUGGGAUCUAUGAUUUAUAAAAAUUACUAGCCACAUAUUAAUAAUUCACUAGCCCUACUUUACUAUAAGUUAAUACAAUUUUACUAAAUAAUAGUAAUAAUUGGAUAUGUCGCCUAAAUCUCUAACAUUGGGGGCUUGAGGUGGAGGAAGAGUAUUCAUAUUUACAAAAUAGACUUAACAGCAACAUUUGACAAAAAAAAAAUUCACUAGUUGUCGGGCAUGGCAAUAGUAUUUAUUCACUAGCCCAGCAUUGAAUAUCACUAGCCAUGGUAGUGGGGCUACCAUAAUCUAGAAGCCUUGUAGUAGCGUUCUUCUAAAACUAUACAUCAGAAUUGUCAAAUCUAUGACGUCCAGUAGCAGACGAUAACUAUAAAUCCAGGGCUAGCUAUGGCACUCGCCAAAUUUGACAACUGCGAAUUUUAAAAACAAUUGGCGAAUUUGAUUUUGAUUUUGCGAAAUAAUUUUUAGUAAUAAUUGAUAUUUUGUUAGAUUAUAACUGGAUUUCUGCCAUUUUUACAGAUUUCACAGAUCAUUUGCCGAAGGUUGCUACUUGCCCAGAACUAACCCUGAAAUCAAUGUUCUGCAGUGGUGUCAUAAAAAACACCUUUAUAUAGCCUUACAUAAGAAAAAUAACCACUUAGUUUUGGCUUAGUAUAUGGUGAUAAAAUGCUGAAGUGAAAUAUGUAUGUUGUAUAUUUGAAGUCACCCGAUCAUUGUCUAGUAAACCAACUGCCAUUGAACCCAUUCUUUAAAGUGUUGGAUUGCCAGAGAUAAACUAAAUCCAGUAUUAUUACUAUUAAGGAUAUUCUUGCCAUUUUUUCAUACUUUGUUAUCUGGGGCCUAAUUCACAAAGGUCUCUUAGGCUCUGCUAGACAAUAAAGCAUCCUCUUUGCAAGUCUUUUAGCAUUGCACUGUGAAAUCGCAAAGUUGCGAGAGUGCUAGUGAAUUAAGCCCCUGGUCCGUAGAGGUGUAACAAUACGUCUACACAGUAUUGUUUCAUGAUUUUAGGACCCCAGUAUGAUGCAUUGAGGGUAGUCAAGGGGAAUAACUUACAACUAGAGUAGGUGGCAUUCUACAAUGCCACCGUCGGUUCUUUAUUUUGUACAGGUAAUUGUAUCAGUACAUAUAUACAGAACUUCACAUACGUUUUUUUGCUUUCUAUUUAUUGUACAAGUGAAAUAAAUAAGAAGCGAAAACAACGUAUGUGAAGUUCUGUAUUUAUUACAUACUUUUUUCUUUUUCUUUACACAAACAGUUUUUAAUUUAACGUCAUAACCACAUUUUCUUAAAUCUAUUAAUCAGUCCUUUCAUGGAUUUACUUAACGUUAAGAAUCAAACUCUGCUGCAAUCUUGUGUGAUGUUUCAAAUACAAUACCACAUAAUUUGUAAAUCAUAUAUGAUGUCAGUAAUUAAAAGGCGCCAACUCAAGUAAAAAUAAAAAGGGAAUUUCCUAUUUACAAGUUCCGGUCCAGAUCGCACAUGUGUGAUACAAGAUAAAUUUAUCAUACUGUAAUAAAAAGGUAAAAAUAAAACGUGAAUUCCCCAUAGUAAAUUUACAAGUUCCGGUCCAGAUCGCACAUACAUGUACAUGUAUGUGUGAUACAAGAUAAAUUUAUCACAAGGUUUGAAAAUGUCUUUAUCACUAUACAUGUAGUAAGAUCGAAUAGGUAUGUAAUAAAACACAUACAUGUCUUGAAGUCACCCACGUUAAUUCCGUAUAUACAGUGAAACCCCUUUUAAACUGGACACCCUUUGUGACCAAGACAAAUAUCCAGUUUUAAGAAGGAUCUGGUUUAAAGAGGUUAAGUUUUGUCAUGGUUUUUAAAAAGGGAUUCUGUAAAUCGUCCGGUUUUGGGGGAAUUCCAGUUUACAGAGGGUCCGGUUUCACUGUACGUUCUUUACAACCACUAGGCCAUUUCCAACUGUAUUUGCUCAUUCUGAUCCAUGGGGAAAAUGGGUGUCGUGAACUCCACAAGCCUGGUAUAUUAUGUAGUUUGGGUCGGUGAUGACGCAGACGACUCGUUAGGCCCAUGGGUGUCUUGGGCUUAAUUUACAAAGCUUAUUUAAGUCUUACAUGUGAAGGGUUUGAUGAAACUCGCCAAAAAGUAUGGUGGUCCCAAUAAUAAUAAUGCAUGUUGGCAAAUUGUGGUAAGCGAACCACGAGCAAGAUUUUAAUGUGGAAUACAAAUAUUAAUAGUGGCUCAUGUGUUAUACAUGUAGCUCUAAAGAAGAUAUUGUCUGGGCGACCAAUGCCAUUAUGUUUAUUAAUAUUUAAGUGACCCAAACAGGACAUUGGUUACAUUCAACAACCUGGCCACAGACCAUUUCGAGCCCUGCAUGCAUGCAUGUAACUACAUACAUACAUGUACAUUCAUAAUGCUUAAAAACCUGCGUUUAAGAAAAACUGCCUUCGUAAAUUUGGUCCCUUUUGUGUGUGUGUGUGUGUGUGUGUGUGCAUGUGUGUGUGUGUAUAAGUCGCACACAUGUGCAUAAAUAAAUAAAAUAAAUAAAUUUACACAAGAUUCUUAAAUGUUCAUGUGUAUAAUUUCCUCGUCAGUUAUUUUGAGGGAUGCCGUUUCUCCCUCUCCCCUUUCCAUGACAUCUGCGGAGUGCAUGUUUUUUACUCCUCGGUUUACGAAAUUAAAAUUUAUGUUUAUCAUGUAAUAGUGUAGCCUAAAUUGUUUUGAGACAAUCAAACACAAUUUUAAACGAGAAAAAAACACAUUUUGUUUUUGAUUUUGUAUGGAUUUCUUAAAAUUAAUUUUAAAAACAAGAUUAAAGGUGUUUUGGGGUUUUUUAUUGUUUGGAUCUAUUAAAUUUAAAUUGUCUGUUAUUUUAUUUUAAUAUAUACAUUUUUUAUGUAAUAAAUAUUACAGGGCUAGCUCUACCACUCGUCAAGUUUUCCUGGACUGGUGCAAAUUUUAGGAAUUAGACAAAUUUUAUUUUAAAUUGGUGAACUAAUUUCAUGUAAUAAUUGGUAUUUUGUUGGAAAAUAACUGUUUAGCAUUUUUUAAAGAUAAUUUGGUGAAAUGUUUUGCUUAUCCAGAGAUAGCCCUGUUAUUACUUAAUAUAUUAUUAAAAUUUCAAAUAAUAUUAUCAUUAAAUUAUAUGAUCAAGUAUUAUAAAUAUAUUUUACAUGGUUUGUUAAACCGUGUUUCAGUUGGGUUUUUUUAUUCUUAUUUUUAAUCCAUGUGUAUCGAAAUAUAUUGCUCAAAAGAAUAACUGUUACAAUGAAUGCCAGUUGAAACUGUAUGCUAUCUUUGCAUGACGUGAGUUGUGAGAGGUGAUGUCACAUUUAUUUCGAAUUGAAUGAAUAACUUUAAAAAGUGACAGUGUUUUCAGUUCAUGACUUGUUGAAGAGUGCCUGGGAUGUGCAUGUAGUCUAGUGGUAGAUCUUGCCGGAGAUGCAGUGAAACGAAGGAAUAAUCUUUCUCAGUGGUUCCACUAGUCAAAAUUGGGGGGGGAUCUCUAGCUCUGUCUCUCUCUCUCUUUGUGUGUGUGUGUGUCCGUCUCUCUGUCUCUGUCUAUCUGUGUGUGUGUGUCUCUCUCUCCUCCUCUCUCUCUCCUCUCCCCCCCCCCCCUCUCUUUCUCUCUCUCUCUCUCCCCGUUAUAACCAGUACUUGUAGAUCAUAAGCCGUGACAGAGUUCAUUAAUUAAUACCUAUUUCCGUGCUUAUAUCCAAUUAAGGUUCAAGCACGCUGUCCUGGGCACACAUCUCAGCUAUCUGCACUGUCUGUCUAGGACAGUGGUUAGAUGUUAGCGAGAGUCAGAGAGAAGCAGGUGUAGUGGCUACCCACUGUUAUUAAAAGCACACUCUGAGCUCUGGGUGGGAGCCAGUACCGGGAGCCGAACCCAGUACCUACCAGCCCUAUGUCCAAUGGCUUAACAAAUACACCACCAAGGCUGGUGGCAUGUAGUUGUGUUUUAUUGCUUGAUUAAUUAUGAGUGAAAAUUUAUCAGUUUCUCUGUACCGAUGUGAUGAUCAAUUAUUAAACUUUGUAAUCAAUUGUAGCUCAUAAAAUGUUAUCUGUAAUUGUUACUAUAGUGUAAACAGUGGAACUGAUGUAAAUACAGGUACAGUUGGUUUUGAGUUUGUUUUCAUGUAUACAUAAAGAAAACAGUUGUUUAACUGGUAUUAAGGGUAAAAUUUGUGAUUUAUAGGAUAACACUACAAUAAGUAGAUGGCCUUAUUAAGAUGGUCUUAUUAAUUGAAAUCUUAUUAAGUUCAUAUCAUUGUAACCAAUUAUAUAAUCAAAACUUGAUCAGUUGGUGCUCACAAAUUAAUUAUAAAAAUUAAUGAUCAAUGAUUUAAUUUCAACGAAUUCCCAACACUAGUGGUAUGUGCAUUCCUCCCAUAAAGAACAUAUUUUUCGUACUAGUCUAAAGGAUAGGGUGUGUGCUGUCUUGUCCAAGAAAGAUCACAUUUUGCGUUACAGCCAGUGCUGUUUUGACUGGUACAUCAAAAGCUGUUGUAUUUGCUAUCCUAAUUUAUUCAUCAUUUCAACCAGUGCUGCUUUGACUGGUAUAUCAAAUGCUGUGGUAUGUGCUGUCCUGUAAGAAUUUUUUUAUUUCUCAUUCCAACCAGUGCUGCUUUGACUGGUACAUGAAAGAUUGUGGUAUGUGCUGUCCUGUCUAAGAAAGGUCAUAUUUCUCAUUACAACCAGUGAUGCUUUGACUGGUAAAUCAAAGGUUGUGGUAUGUGAUGUCCUGUAAGAAAGAUCAUAUUUCUCAUUCCUACCAGUCCUGUUUUAACUGGUACAUCAAAGGCUGUGGUAUGUGCUGUCCUUUCUAAGAAAGAUCAUAUUUCUCAUUCCUACCAAUGCUGCUUUGGUACAUCAAAUGAUGUGGUAUGUGCUGUCCUGUAUAAGAAAGAUAUUUUUCAUUCCUACCAGUGCUGCUUUGACUGGUAAAUCAAAGGUUGUGGUAUGUGCUGUUCUGUCUAAGAAAGAUCACAUUUCUCAUUCCUACCACUGCUGCUUUGAAUGGUACGUGAAUGAUUGUGGUAUGUACUGUCCUGUCUAAGAAAGAUCAUAUUUUUCAUUCCAACCAGUGCUGUCUGACUGGUACAACAUCACCACAGGCUUGGAGAUUUUUUUUGCCUGCCAAUUAUUUCGUGAUUAUAUUUUAUGGUCAUGUUUGGUCUGGCAUAAUUUGUAACUUGGAGAAAUGAAUUUCCUGCAGGAAUCUCAGCCAAGUUAAGACACCAGCAUUGAGUGUCUAUUUUAGUGUUGGUGUGUUGUGAAAUCUUUAUUCAUUCAUUCCAUUCAUUUUAUUCAUUCAUUCAUUCAUCUGUUCAUUCGUUCAUUCAUUCAGAUACAUAAUUACUUGAUCAUGACAUUGAAUCAUGUAUGUUGCAUGUUCCAGGUACAUGUAUACAUGUAUCACGAUGGGUUUUUUUUUGUGUGUGUGGGGGGGGGGGGGUAUUUUUAUUUUAUUUAUUUUUAUUUGUGUUACUUACAUGUAGGUAUAUUUUUGUAUUUUUAUAUAGAUCUGUGUUCAGUAUGUGCUUAUAGUGAUUGGAUGGUCAUUGAAAAAAAAAAAAAACUGUCAAAUUUUUGGAUCAUUUCUACAUGUCGUGAUCAAUUAUAAAGUGUGUAAUCAGUUAUUGCAGGAACUCUACUGUAAUUAUUAAAUUAGUUUAUAAAAUAAAUGUUAGAUUUGAAUCCAAAUAUUUUCUAAAAAUGGGUGUGAUUUUUUUGUUUUAUGUUAUAUAUAUUUUCAGAAUAUUGCAAAGACCUCACAUCUAAAGGAUGCAUUCCCACCCCCCCUUAACACUCCCCCCCCCCUCCAAAAAAAAAAAAACACACAAAAAAACAACAACAACAUAUAUAUAUAUAUAUAUAUAUAUUUUUUUUUUUUUUUUUUUUUUUUUUUUUUUUUUUUUUUUUUUUUUAUAAAUACAGUAAGUGUGGGCCUUUAUUCUCAUGGUGGGAAGAGAUAAUAAUAUUAAUAAAAUAUAAGCUAGGAUUUAUUUUAUUGAAAACCUUAAAUGUAUUCCUUCACUUUUGAUAAAACAAUUUAAAUGAAGAAAUCAUCUGAGAUUUGCUUCUUUUUCUUUUUUCAUGUAUACAAUUUGUAAUGUGUUAUAUGCAUUUGAUACAUUCACUUUAAAAUGACAAACACAAUUGUCUUUUCAAAAUCUUUUGUGUCAUACAUUAUUUUUCAGAGAUCUAUAUACACAAUUUUUACAAACUCAUGUAUCACUAUGUUGUGUUCAGCUGUAUAAUGUUGUGUAUUGUACUUUAUAGUUGUCACUAAUUGUAAUGUGGCAUAGGGUAACAAAAAACAUUUGUCAUGCAGAGGCCGAUCUAGGGGAAUAAAAUUAUAACUGUCGCAAAAUUCAGUUUACGAAUCUAUUCUCACGCUGAAUGCACGCAGCUAAUGUCAGAAUAUUUAUUUAAUCUUAAUUGUUAUACUUAAUUGGCACAGUUAUCAUGGAUAUGCGCAAAUUCUUUGCAAUUGUCUCAGCGUGUGUGUGUCAAAAACGGUCACUGACAGCAUCAUUAAAAAAAAAAAUCACAUUAGCAUUACUGCCAAGAAAGAAAAAAAAGUUACAAACGAAUCCCUGCGUAUUUUUACAUGGAUUACAGAGGCGGAUCGGGGGGUGUGGUGGGGGGGUGGGGGGGAGAGAUUGGCCCAGCCCCCCCCCCCCCAAGAUUUGCAAUAGUUAGAAUUUUAUGGUAUAUUAAAAAAAAAUUGCAAUCCCCCUCAUAACCUCCCCCAAAGUUCCCUUGGCAUUCCGCCUCAUGUCAUUGGGGUCCCCCUAAAUGGAUUUUCUGGAUCCGCCACUGUCAUGUUGUUUGUUUUUGUGUCAUUUUCGUUUUUUCGUUUGUUUUGGGGGUUUUGAUGUUUUGGGGGGGGGGGGGGGUAAAUCUGUGUUAAUAAUAACAUGACUGAUAUCAGUAUUGAAACGGGGAGAAAUGGGUUGGGUGGGGAGGUUGUUUUUUGUCGGAAGUGAAUUUUGGAUACAUGUAUUACUAUCAAUAAAGAAUACAGUAUUA
Molecule: messenger RNA, 9559 nt
Organism: Gigantopelta aegis
Lineage: Eukaryota; Metazoa; Mollusca; Gastropoda; Neomphalida; Peltospiridae
Product: protein PRRC2C-like
Exons: 5
Coding region: 65-1192 (375 amino acids)
Biological process (GO): protein secretion; negative regulation of protein ubiquitination
Cellular component (GO): apical part of cell
Source: RefSeq, a predicted model, not a curated record